ACUUUGGUUUUUCCCAGGACCGUGGCUUACCAGAACUGCGUUUCGCAGCUCCACGCCUCGAAGUACACAAGGUCUCAGGUCGCAAAACUCUCGCCGGCCCAGCGGACUGUCCUCGCUUGUCUCACCCGCCGCGGUCUCUUCUUGUGGAGGCUUCUGCCGGCGAGUUUUCUUGAAAAAGCCAAGCGACUGCGGACUCUGCAAGACUCCGCGCAAGUCCCGGCGCCCAUCUACCUUUCUGGACGGCUGGCUGCACACCGCAAGACUCCGUGACGGAGCGACGUCGGGCGUUUCGCGGUCUGCGCUUGUCGGCAAAACCUUCACGAUCCACGUCUGGGGACAGUGGCGAAACGGUUGUUUUUCCGUCUGUCUGAGGCUUGUACUCCCCACUCGCGACCUUUUGUCGGAAACUCGCUUGCGACUUUCGCAGCUGGAAGCUGUGUGUGUGAACCAUUCCGUCGCGUUUUCUGCGCAGGCCCCUCGAACCUGGGGACCCCGGCAGACUCCGCCGAAAAACCAUCGCACGGCCGUCCUUGCCCUCCUCGCCCGGCAGAAUGACCGACGGCAACUACUUUCAGCCGGCGAAGCGCGGCGAACUGCACGAGUUGAAGGAGGAGCUGCACUCGUCGAACAAGGAAAAGAAGAAGGAAGCGGUAAAAAAGGUGAUUGCUGCCAUGACCGUCGGCAAAGAUGUCUCUUCGCUUUUUCCAGACGUUGUCAACUGCAUGCAAACCACCAACAUGGAGCUGAAGAAGCUCGUGUAUCUGUACGUGAUCAACUACGCGAAGGCACAGCCGGAGCUCGCCAUUCUUGCCAUCAAUACCUUUCGCAAAGACUCCCUGGACCCCAAUCCACUCAUCAGAGCACUGGCUGUGAGGACAAUGGGCUGCAUUCGCCUGGAGGAAAUCACUGAGUAUCUGGUCGAGCCGCUUCGGAGGAGCUGCAAAGAUCCAGACCCCUACGUCCGGAAAACUGCAGCCAUCUGUGUGGCGAAACUCUUCAGCAUCCGACCUGACAUGGUCGGAGAGGAAGGUUUCAUCGAGGAGUUGACGACGAUGCUCAGUGACUCGAAUCCUGUGGUCGUCGCGAACGCCGUGGCGGCGUUGUCUGAGAUUUCAGAGAAUUCGGGGAGGAACUACAUGAAGAACAUUCUCAAUGCGAAGGAGUCCAACGUCAACAAGCUGCUGGCGGCUCUCAACGAAUGCACAGAGUGGGGGCAAGUCUUCAUUCUUGAUGCACUUGCUCAGUUUGAGCCUGAAACGCCGAGAGCUGCGGAGUCCGUUCUCGACCGCGUCACAGCUCGACUCUCUCACGCCAACUCUGCAGUUGUCCUCUCGGCCAUCAAGGUGGUUAUGAAGCUCCUGGACAAAGUGACGAAUCCGGACGUUGUGCGCGCCGUCCAUCGAAAGUUAUGUCCGCCUCUCGUCACGCUUCUCUCGGCCGAGCCUGAGAUUCAGUACGUUGCUCUGCGGAACAUCGAGUUGAUUGUGCAGAAGCGGCCGAGCAUUCUCGCGAGUGAAGUCAAGAUGUUCUUCUGCAAGUACAACGAUCCGGUCUACGUAAAAAUCGAGAAGCUCGACAUUCUUGUGCGCCUCGUCUCGGAAAAAAACGUUGACCAAGUUUUGAGUGAGCUGAAGGAGUACGCGACAGAAGUGGAUGUGGACUUUGUGAGGAAAGCAGUCCGCUGCAUCGGGCGGUGUGCCAUCAAGCUGGACUGCGCGGCCGAGAGAUGCGUUGCUGUUCUGCUCGAUUUAAUUCAAACGAAAGUCAACUAUGUGGUACAGGAGGCGAUUGUGGCAAUCAAAGACAUCUUCAGAAAAUAUCCCAACCAAUAUGAGUCGAUGAUUUCUACGUUGUGUGAGAACCUGGAGACGCUGGACGAGCCUGCAGCCAAGGCGUCGAUGGUGUGGAUUGUCGGCGAGUACGUAGACCGGAUUGACAACGCUGACGAACUGUUGGAAACGUUUUUAGAGACGUUCCACGACGAACCAUCGAUCGUUCAACUCCAGUUGCUAACGGCGACAGUGAAGUUGUUUCUGAAGAAGCCUGCCCACACCCAGGACCUGGUCACCAAGGUCCUCAAGAUGGCAACUGAGGAGACGUACAAUCCAGACCUGCGAGAUCGCGCCUACAUCUACUGGAGGAUGCUGGCGAGAAACCCAGAGGCGGCGAAGAAGGUCGUCUUCGCUCCCAAGCCGCCGAUCAACGAAGACGCGGAUGCGCUGGACUACAACACUCUCGACAGACUCAUCGGAAACAUUUCUCUGCUUUCCUCGGUCUACCACAAAGCUCCAGAGACGUUCGUGGCGAGAGCGAUGCCCCCGUCGGCUGCGUUGCCGAAGGAGGUCGGCUCCUGCAGCUCCGACGGGGAAUCGACAGAUGCGCGAGUCGAGCAAGCGAAGCAGAGCAUGCAGAAGCAACACUACUCGAGCGACGAAAAGGAAGAAGAGUCUUCCCCAACCAGCAGCGAAGACUCCGACAGCGACUCCGACGGACCGACAGAUCUCCUCGGUUUGAGUGACGAAGCGACGCCGAGGAAGAGGUCAUCGAAAGAAAGCAGCGACGACCUCUUCGAUCUGUCCUCUCCGCCUGAGGACCCUCGUGGAGUUGGAAAGACUCUAGUUCUCGCCGCCGACCGUCCAGGAAAUCAGGGCAGAACGGGUCUGCAGGUUUCUGCAGCGCUAACCAGAGCUCACGGUCGCAUUCAGCUGCAUUUGACACUUGCGAACAAGAGCUCGAUGACUCUCAACGGCUGGGCGAUUCAGUUCAACAGAAACUCCUUCGGCCUUGCUCCAGCCGCAAACCUGCAAGUCGCCGACUUGCUCUCUGGCCAGUCUGCAGAGACGACUGUGCCAGUGGUUCCAGGGCAACUCAUGUCCAACGCUGCCCCUGAGCAGCCUCUCUCUCUGCAAGUCGCCGUCAAGACGAAUCUCGACAUCUUCUGCUUCACUGUACCAUUCGACUUGAGCGUCGUUCUCCAAGAGAACUCCUCUGCCGACAAGGACGUUUUCAGACAAAGGUGGCAAAACAUUGGAGAAGCGAGACAGAGCUCCCUGAUGGCAAGCGCGCCCAGUUCGCAGAGUCCACAAGCUGUGACGAAGCAAAUGCAGGCGGCAAACAUAAGCCUGGUUGCGCAGCGGAGUGCAGACACUUUCGAUGCGCUCUACUUCUCUGCAACAACGACCAACAACCUCGUCGUGCUCGCUGAGGUGUCACUACAGCGGAACGGGAACGCCGUGAAGCUCGUCACUCGGAGCGAGGCUGCUGCCUUGCUUCCGCUUUUCACCUCGACCGUUUGUGCGGCCCUUCGGCUGACGCCACGGUCAUGAGGAGGUUUGUGGUCAUCGAAUCGCGCCGGAGUCUUUCGCUCGAUGUCUUGCCGCUUUUCGCGAAUCGGUGCUCGUCUGUGCCUAGACAGUCACGUAGAAAUCCACCCCCGACAUGUGUAAUCAGCGGGACAUUCUGUUUUUUUCCAUCUUGUGAAAGCCUUCUUCGCUCUCCGUCAUCGCAGCGUCGACCUCGCUUGUGCGCCAGUCGGAAAACGGUGUUUAGCAUGGCAGAGACACUCCGUCUGGCGGACUCAAACCUGCUGCGCGUGCUGCCGUUCGACGCUGCUCCUGCGCGGCGCCUGGUCUUGCUUUCGGGGUAGUGUCUCUCCGAUUUCGAAUUCGUGCGUCUCCCGAGCCGUUUCUUUGUUAUUGGCGGUUCUCAGACAGACUUCAGAAGCGCCUUGUGCAUUUGCUAGCCUCCAACAUCUCGUGACACAAGUCGCAGCCGAAUGGGCAUUCACGAUAGUGCACGCUACAGCAGCUUCGGACUGUCUGAGUGGACGCGCUCUCACGAAGCUUAAUGGUGGCGCUAGUUGAUAAAAUCCUGGAAGGACGGCGGAAAAUCGAGAAGGCAACACGCUCUGUGAAGCUGGGCAUGACUUGCCCUAGGUUGAAAAAUGCAGUAGUCGAGCAUCAACUUAGAUGCACUGGUCGAGGGUGGCAACG
Toxoplasma gondii ME49 is the source of this 3992-nucleotide messenger RNA. RefSeq names its product beta adaptin protein, putative. Gene Ontology annotation, molecular function: clathrin binding. The transcript is spliced from 20 exons. The record is from RefSeq and is a predicted model, not a curated record. Gene Ontology annotation, biological process: vesicle-mediated transport; intracellular protein transport. Bases 552 to 3326 code for a protein of 924 amino acids. Gene Ontology annotation, cellular component: clathrin adaptor complex; membrane coat. Lineage: Eukaryota; Apicomplexa; Conoidasida; Eucoccidiorida; Sarcocystidae.